Messenger RNA from Lampris incognitus (smalleye Pacific opah), 4114 nucleotides. It is a transcript of the gene qki2, whose product is annotated as QKI, KH domain containing, RNA binding 2. Gene Ontology annotation, cellular component: nucleus. The record is from RefSeq and is a predicted model, not a curated record. The coding region runs from base 595 to 1545 and encodes 316 amino acids. Gene Ontology annotation, biological process: regulation of mRNA splicing, via spliceosome. Gene Ontology annotation, molecular function: mRNA binding. The transcript has 7 exons. Lineage: Eukaryota; Metazoa; Chordata; Actinopteri; Lampriformes; Lampridae.
CAGUCACUGUGAUCAUAUGAUAGAGAGUCGAGCCACACUGUUGAAUACCGACACAUCGGGCAGACAAACAGGAGGCUUUGGCGAGCGGAGAGUCAAAUCCAGAUAAAACCUGCAGAGUGCUUAGAGCCCGUAGGGUAACUCUCCACCGCGUUGGUCGACAGCAGGGGGAAAAAAGAAAAAAAAUCAGCUGCGGAAAAGUAGGCUGCCAAAAAGAGGAACGAUCUGAAACUGAGAAAAGUCGGAUAUAGGGAAACAGUUGGGGGGAGGGCUCGGUCAGCAGAAACACACACGGUGUAUUUUUCUAAGCGCAGCCUAUUGAAGUGUUUUCUGGUUCCGCUCGGCGUUAAAAGUUUUCCUUCUUGACCAAACUUUCGGGGGCGACCAUUAAACUCGACGUAAACGUCGGACGGCGGAUCGAGGCCGGAUCCCGCUGGGUCUAGUGCAUCGCCUGAAAAGAAGACCUUUUCCAGGACGCCAGUUUUCCCACGGCACAUUCCUGUGACGCUGUUGUUGUCGUCGCUGUUGUUGUUGUUUUGUUGUUGUUUUAGCUCUUAAAAGUGUUAUUCUAUAGAGUAGAUCUUGCUCUCUAACGCCAUGGUUGGGGAGACAGAGGUGAAGGACAGACCUAAGUCCAGUCCGGACUAUCUAAUGCAGCUCAUGAACGACCGGAAGGUGAUGAGUUCGCUGCCCAACUUCAGCGGGAUCUUCACGCAUCUGGAGCGGCUACUGGAUGAAGAGAUUGGUAGAGUACGCAAGGACAUGUACAAUGACACACUGAAUGGAGGCGUGUCUGAUGGACGGGAAUGCAAGGAGCUUCCAGAAGCUAUUGGUCCUGUGGCUCAGCUGCAAGAGAAACUCUACGUACCUGUCAAAGAAUACCCAGACUUUAACUUUGUGGGGCGAAUCUUGGGCCCACGUGGACUCACAGCCAAAACACUGGAGGCAGAGACAGGCUGCAAGAUCAUGGUGCGUGGCAAGGGCUCCAUGAGAGACAAGAAAAAGGAGGAGAUGAACAGAGGAAAGCCCAACUGGGAGCACCUCAGCGAGGACCUCCAUGUGCUGAUCACAGUAGAGGACACACAAAACCGCGCACAGAUCAAACUACAGAGGGCCAUUGCGGAAGUCAAGAAACUACUCAUCCCAGCUGCUGAGGGCGAGGACAGUCUGAAAAAGAUGCAGCUGAUGGAGCUGGCCAUUCUCAAUGGAACCUACAGAGAUGCCAAUAUCAAGACACCUACAGUGGCCUUUUCUCUAGCAUCCCCUCAGGCACCUCGGAUUAUCACAGGUCCAUCUCCUGUCCUGCCUCCUACCUUGAGGAAUCCCCCUCCUGUCACCACGCCAACCCUAAUGCCUUUGAUUCGCCAGAUCCAGAGCUCCGCACUCAUGCCGGGAGGCAAUCACCAUCCAGCUUUGAUGCAGCAAGCGCCAGAAUCUGGAAUCAUCUACACGCCCUACGAGUAUCCCUACACACUCACACCUUCCAUACUGGAAUACCCCAUUGACUCAACUGGAGUAUUAGGUAUGGCUUUUCCAACCAAAGGCUAAGUGAUAGCAAAUCCCCUUCAGCACACACAUGGACUGGCUCGCAGAGACCCCUACAUAUAUACUCUAUAUAGCAAACACAAAGAUUGCUCAUACUUAUAUUCCCUGACAGUUGUGAUUUAUCCAUUCCUGCACCCAUUUGAUUUCCUCUCUUAAGUAGCUGACUUGCAGACUACUGUUGUGGUGUGAUAGAGUAACAUAUUUAACAUUUUUUUUUUAGAUAGUCCAGCUUCAGCUUGUAUUUUUAACAUCUCUUAGUUAAUGUCAAUGAGUGAUAAAGCUUUUGUUUGUGAUUAAGUGUUAAACUUGUUUUGAUAAGAGAGGUAUCGAAUGGCCUUGAGCACUGUCAAGGUUGAAUAUGCUAGUGACAAAGUAGUGGUUUGAACUUACAGAUACUUUUAUUACUGAAUGCAAGUAAGGGGAGUGUAGAUGCCCACAGAGAGACUAAAAAUUGUGUCUCUUACAAAUGCGAUGUUUUUUCUUAUUUCAAUCCUUAACCUAAAACACUUUGUAAAAGCCUGGAUUCACUGACAUUGGUGCUAUGGAUUGACUGUGUAAUGAUGAGUAACCUGCUGUGUUCUGUUUUGGAAAUGUCAACGCGCUAUAAGCAGGUGCCAUGACCACUAAGGUACGACGCCACGACAUGAGAAUCCAUCCUUACCAAAGGGUAAUGACCACAGACAGAGGUUAGUUAGCUCCCCAGCCACUCUGUAUCUGCUUGUGAGUGUGUGUGUGUGUGUGUGUGUGUGUGUGUUUGUGUGCACGCGUGCGAGUUUUCCAUGUUGACCAAUAUCACUUUACAUGUAUGCACAAUGUGGCAUGUUUAAAAAAAACAGCUCAAUAUCAGCUAAAAUGUCACACUGAACCAGUCAUAAUGUGAAAUGUGGAGAAAAAAAAUGCAUUUGUCCUAGUGAAAAGUAUAACAACUGGAGAGACCAUGUUAGGGGUGCCGUUGCUGGCGUUAUCUUUGCCCGCCUGUUGGAUAAAGUGGAAUGCUUGUAGGCCGGGGCCCUCUCAAUUAGAAUGGAUCAUUCCAUUCAUGUGACUCAGUCCUUGUGACUGGAGAGUUGAAAUUCUUCAAUAGAAGUUUUGUUGUCUAUCUGCUCCCGACUACUUUUUGACCUUCAAACAAACAGGGAGUUUUAUUUAUAUUCAACUCGUCAUUCCAGUAACUUCUACUCUGUUUUUAUAUUAGAAAUUGUUAUUUUGUGUCCAGUGACUAUAUGACACUUUAAAGUGAUUGUCUUCCUCUGAGGGUCGUUCAAUGAGAUUGUUGGCUUUUUUUUUCUUUUUUUUUUACUACUAAAACACAGCGUGUGAUAACUACUGAAGUCUGUGUUACAAGCUCUUUUGUGUUGUAUACUGUAGUUUGUGGUCUUAUCAGUUGCCCACUGGAGUCUAUCAACCGGGCUGUUUACAACUUUCAUAUAUUUCUUAGCCAGAGUGGUGCUGUUGUCAUGUAUUUAGCUGCAAAAUUGAAUUUGUAUAUAGGGAUUUUAAGGAUUUCAAAGCUUCUCAAAAACGCCGCUUGGAAGUACUUUACAGUAUUUUUAGUUGUUGUUUUUUUUUCCAUUGAUGUUGUUUCUUUUCUUUUUACAUUAUGCUUUUAUAGGAGAAGAGUCUCAAUGUAUCCAUGUAAACUUUUUUUUUCCAAAAGUAUAUAGCUAUUACAAUUUAGUCACGAUGCAAGUGGCGGUGGAAUAUUUUGCUAUCUGUAUUUAUGAUGAGGUGAAACUCUCAUUUCACUGGCCUCGUGACUGUUUUAUGCAAUAGAAGUGAACUAGCUAGCUACAAUGUGUGUGUGUGUGAGCGGUGGUGCUCUUGUUGUACACGAUGAACAAAAAUCACUAAAAGGCAAUAAAGUUGAAUAUUGAAAAAAAAAUAUUUAAAGAAAACCAAAGCCUCUAAAUUCAUUGUAGUUAGAAAAAAAUGUCUAUUGAUAAUUUAUUUCUUAAUUCCGCCUAAAAUCACCAUCUUUUAACCUCUCAUUGCUGUCUCUUACAAGGGGCCUUCUUUGCUUACUGUAGUUCAUAAUCAACAAUCCUUUGCUUAAUCACAACAGUUAAUCAUUAAGAUCUUUGGCCUGCUGUUCAACAGCUCUAAUUGUUACUAAGUCGAAGCGUUUCUGAGGCCCAGAUGCUCUUUUCGGAGAUAAAGGUCACUCUCUCACCCAAACGAAACCAUGAUAUGUGUCCUUCUCUACCCAUGGUUUCACUGUCUGUCUGUGCCAGGCGUAGCCCAGCUAGCAUGACUAGUAUCACUGUAGCAACAGUCACACUGUGAGAGGGGUGUGUAAAAUAUCAUCCUGCAAAACACCUCAGGAAAACAUAUGAGCAUCUGCAUCCAGCCAUUCUUUGUAUCAACCUUCGCCCGUUGAUGCGGGUCUUUAUGAAUGGUAUGCAGUGAUCAUAAGGGUGUUUUAUACGUCCCCUACGUCUUACCCCUCACAUUCUGUGACUGCAGUAGAUCUGCCAUGUUGUCAUCCUGACGCCACUAGCUGACACUAAUCUCUCUUCUAUCUUUUUUCUUUUUAUGUCCCCUUUUUGUUUUCCUUCGUUUUUUUCCACGUCUG